This is a messenger RNA of Equus quagga, 3035 nucleotides long. RefSeq names its product chondroadherin (gene CHAD). The transcript has 4 exons. Bases 1285 to 2364 code for a protein of 359 amino acids. Gene Ontology annotation, molecular function: protein binding. NCBI's taxonomy places the organism in Eukaryota, Metazoa, Chordata, Mammalia, Perissodactyla, Equidae. Gene Ontology annotation, cellular component: extracellular matrix. The record is from RefSeq and is a predicted model, not a curated record.
UUUGUCUGUCCUACACCCCCCCCCCCCCCCACUUCCCCCGUACUAGCUGGCCCCCCCCCCCCCGCUCUCCAACACAGACAACAACCCCUACCAGGCAGCCCAGAGCUCACUCUGGGGCCAGAGCUGAGACCUUGCCUGCCCACCCUCCCCUUUCCACAGGAAUCCGGGCACCGGGGCUGGCAAGUGGACGCACAGAGACCUGGUCGGCUGGGGCAGGGCUGCCCACAGGACCCAGGGUCUGGCAGCCCCAGCUGUCCAGAGCUGGUCCCUUGUAGCCAAGACUGGGCCCAACUCACCCGCCCUCAUAGUCCUGGGGCCAUUGCCCAGGUGUGGCCUCUUCCAAGUACACCUUGGCGCCACUCUGGCCGCCACCCUGAGAGACCCCUCAGGGGCAGGUCCUGACCACUGAGGGUGGAGGUGAGGAGAUGGGGAUAUUUUAGGGAGAUUGAGGAGCGGGGGAAGGUGGUGCCAUUGUGCUUGUUCCGUCGCCCUGACUCCGUGCCUGUGGUCUUCAGGUGUGUUUACGAGUCCUGUGGGUCACCCCCACGCCCACCCUCAGUUCCCACUUUCUGGUGAGCCCUCAGUCGUGGAAAAAGGGGACAGGAGUGCAGGGGACAGAAACUCAAGCCCUGGGCUGCGAGCGAGCGGCCAGCGGCAAGUCUCCAGCCUGCCGGCAGGGGGAGCCCGAGCAGCCCUCACGCUCGGCCGGCGCCGCACAAGCGCCCCAUUAAAAGCGUCGCCGGCCGGCAGACCGCGGCGAGACUUGCGUCCGGCUGUCCGGGCCCGCUUCCUCCCUCCCCGGGCCCAGGGCACCGGGCCCGGUGUGACUGGCGGUGGUGUGGAGGCUCAAACUUGAGCAAACAAAUAAGUUCAGGGACGCCUCCCUCUCUCCGGUGUAAACUUGGGGCUCUAGACACACCCAUCCCCCCAUCCCAGAAAAGCGCGAGGAAAGGAGGUGGGGGUCGGGAGCUAGCAGGAUCAGAGAGCAGGGAGGAGGGGAGCCAGGGCUGGGGGACGGGUUUGGGGGCCAUAGUCCCAGCCUGCAGGGUCGCACGCUGGGGGAAGGGCCCCGCCCCCCUCCCCGUCCAGGGCGGGGGCGCAUCUCUGGGCGGGAGGGAGUUAAGCCGGGUGCCCUCGAUGCUCCACGUAGGAGCUGGCUCCGGCUGCCGGCUGCGGUCAGGGCCACCGUAUAAAUAGGGCGGGAGACCCGAGCGCCGAGGACUUGCCGCCGCCCGCGCCCCGCCGUCGCCGCUGCCCCCAGCCCCGGCCCCAGGCGUCCCGGCCAUGGCUCGCCCGAUGCUCUUGCUCAGCCUCGGCCUUCUGGCCGGUCUGCUGCCGGCGCUGGCCGCCUGCCCCCAGAACUGCCACUGCCACGGCGACCUGCAGCAUGUCAUCUGCGACAAGGUGGGGCUGCAGAAGAUCCCCAAGGUGUCAGAGAAGACCAAGCUGCUCAACCUACAGCGUAACAACUUCCCGGUGCUGGCUGCCAACUCGUUUCGGGCCAUGCCGAACCUCGUGUCGCUGCACCUGCAGCACUGCCAGAUCCGCGAGGUGGCCUCCGGCGCCUUCCGUGGCCUCAAGCAGCUCAUCUACCUAUACCUGUCCCACAACGACAUCCGUGUGCUGCGCGCCGGCGCCUUUGACGACCUGACCGAGCUCACCUACCUCUACCUGGACCACAACAAGGUGACUGAGCUGCCCCGGGGGCUGCUCUCUCCACUGGUCAACCUCUUCAUCCUGCAGCUCAACAACAACAAGAUCCGUGAGCUGCGCGCAGGCGCCUUCCAGGGCGCCAAGGAUCUGCGCUGGCUCUACCUGUCGGAAAAUGCACUCAGUUCCCUGCAGCCUGGCGCUCUGGACGAUGUGGAGAACCUCGCCAAGUUCCACCUGGAUAGGAACCAGCUGUCCAGCUACCCCUCAGCUGCUCUGAGCAAGCUGCGAGUGGUGGAGGAGCUGAAGCUGUCCCACAACCCCCUGAAAAGCAUUCCUGACAACGCUUUCCAGUCCUUCGGCAGAUACCUGGAGACCCUCUGGCUGGACAAUACCAACCUGGAGAAGUUCUCCGACGGCGCCUUCCUGGGUGUGACCACGCUGAAACAUGUCCAUCUGGAGAACAACCGCCUGAACCAGCUGCCCUCCAACUUCCCCUUUGACAGCCUGGAGACCCUCACCCUCACCAACAACCCCUGGAAGUGUACUUGCCAGCUUCGGGGCCUCCGGAGGUGGCUGGAAGCCAAGACUUCCCGCCCUGAUGCCACUUGCGCCUCACCGGCCAAGUUCAGGGGCCAGCACAUUCGUGACACCGACGCCUUCCGCGGCUGCAAGUUCCCUACUAAGAGGUCCAAGAAAGCCGGCCGCCAUUAAACAGGUCCUGACCCAGCCAGUCCUGGUGACUGGCCUCUGUCUUCUGCUGGAGAAACUACUGACCCUCCCACCUCUCACCCACACCUUCUCCCCACAGCCUCUGCUGAUGCACAGAGCUGUCCACACCUAGAUGGUCCUGGCAGGGGGAGUCGGGCGCUCCACCAUGAGCCCACUUCCACCUGCCGUGGAGAGCGCCAUCACACCUGGCCCCACCACCAUGGCUGCUCUCAGAGAAGCUGUUGCUGAGACCCCCAAGUCCUUCAGAACCAGAAUACGGUGGUCAUCAGGAUGGCCAACCUUCCAGAAUCCUCCUUCCCUCUGCCCCCCUUUCCCUGCUAUUUGGAAACAUCAGAUCCUUGCCCCACCCUUGCUCCCAGAAUGGGUCUUAAGCCCGUCUCCCAACUCCGCCAGCCCCCACCUGCCAGGACACUCUAGCAGGACACCGGUGCUUUGCUGCAUAGCCUCCCAUGCUGCAUUUCUUCCCCAGAUGUCUAUAAAUAUAAAUAUAUGUAUGUAUGAUAUUUACUUCCUUGUCCCCUAUCUCCAUGACUCGCCAGCUACUGAAGAGGUCAGACUGCAUUUUCUCACAUCUGCUUUCUGGAAUGAGGGCUAGCUGAGAGGGUCUUCUUGGAGAUGCAGCCUAGGCUCACCCCUACUCCCGCCAAUCUGUC